This is a messenger RNA of Lottia gigantea (owl limpet), 399 nucleotides long. RefSeq lists its product as hypothetical. The transcript is spliced from 2 exons. The record is from RefSeq and is a predicted model, not a curated record. The coding region runs from base 1 to 399 and encodes 132 amino acids. Lineage: Eukaryota; Metazoa; Mollusca; Gastropoda; Lottiidae.
AUGGGUAAAAAAGUUAAUGUGUAUAUGCGAGACGAUAUAGACUUAGACAGAAUUGACGCUAAUGCAAAAGAAGGUGGAUUUUUACCUCUCCUACCUUUGAUAUUUGGUGGUCUUACUGCGGCGGCUGUAAUAGCUGGUGGUACAGCUGCCGGAGUACGUGCUGCCAACGAAGAUAAAGCAGCUAAAAUAAAAGCUGCCGAAGAACAUAGACACAAUUUAGAAAUGGAAAAGCAAGCAAAAGGUUCAGGAGUGGCAGAUAAAUUAGGAACAGUUAAAGAAUUUGGAAAACGAUUUGGGGAAGAAACCAAGAAAAUUGUUAAACAAGGAUUAAAUAAAUUAGUAGAUAGUAUUGACACAGGAGAAGUCAAAGUCAAACAUAAGGGUAAUGGGAUAUUUUAA